Gadus chalcogrammus (walleye pollock) is the source of this 1697-nucleotide messenger RNA. Its product is annotated as patatin-like phospholipase domain-containing protein 2. NCBI's taxonomy places the organism in Eukaryota, Metazoa, Chordata, Actinopteri, Gadiformes, Gadidae. Gene Ontology annotation, cellular component: membrane; lipid droplet; cytoplasm. The coding region runs from base 126 to 1658 and encodes 510 amino acids. The transcript is spliced from 9 exons. Gene Ontology annotation, biological process: triglyceride catabolic process; lipid homeostasis. The record is from RefSeq and is a predicted model, not a curated record. Gene Ontology annotation, molecular function: triacylglycerol lipase activity.
AGGUCCAAACUAUCAAACAGUGGAUAAGGUAACAUAAAUAAUUAGGCUUUAUACAUUUUCUCAAAUCACGAAUGGAAGGAUUGAGUUAACAAGUAGCCUAGUAGCCUAUUUUAAAUUGGUGAAUUAUGUUUGACUUGAACAAAGAGUGGUCCAUCUCCUUUGCCGGGUGUGGGUUCAUGGGGAUUUAUUAUGUUGGGGCCGCCAGUUGUAUUGUCGAACGAUUUCCUCAGUUUUUUGAAGGUGCGUCCAAAAUCUACGGGGCGUCUGCAGGUGCUUUGAUGGCAAUGAUUCUUACCAUCGGAACCCCCCUAGAGAUGAGCUGUGUGGACCUGAUGUCCAUGACCCGGGAUGCCAGGAAACAUAAACUGGGCCCCUUGCACCCGGCGUUCAACAUGCAGCAGCUGGUGCGUGACUCCCUGAUGGCGAGCCUGCCCGCCGACGCCCACCUGCGUGCCUCGGGGAGGCUGUGUGUGUCUCUGACCCGCGUGUCUGACGGGAAGAACGUCAUCGCCUCAGAGUUCGACACCAGAGAAGAACUCAUCCAGGCGGUGUUAUGCAGUUGUUUCAUCCCCUUCUACUGCGGGCUCAUCCCACCCACGUAUCGGGGAGUGCGCUACGUGGACGGAGCCGUCAGCGACAACCUGCCCAACUGUCACCGGAGGAACACCGUCACCUUCUCCGCCUUCGCCGGCGAGAGCGAUGUGUGCCCCCGCUCGGCCUUCAGGCUCCACGAGGUGCGCUUCAACAACGUCAGCAUCCACGUCAACUCACAGAACUGCUACCGGGUCGCCAGCAGCUUCUUCCCCCCCGAUCCGGAGGGCAUGGCUGAGAUCUGUGACAAUGGAUACUUGGACGCCCUGCGCUUCCUUCAAGACAACGGCCUGGUCCCCAGCGAGGCUCCUCUGGCUGGUCUGGCAGUCAGCACACCGUGUUGUGAUCUGGGGAACCCCUCCACCCCGGAGACCGGUCCCAGUGAGGGGCCAGAGCUGAGCUCCCGUAAGGAGGGCCACUCGUGGCUGAGGCCGCAGCUCAUAGAGAACCUGCCUCUGGACAUCAAGCGGGCGCUGUGUGAGGGGUGUAGGGAGAAGCAUGCCCGUGGCAGCAUGUUGUCCCAGGUGAGGGAGCGGGUGCAUGGCAACAUAGCCUCCUACCUUCGCAUCCCCUACGCUCUGCCUAUGGACUCGGCCCUCAUGCUGGUCAACAGAGUAGCGGACUGGAUCCCAGAGCUGCCCCGGGGACCGGGCUGGCUGUAUGGAACGGCAGGGCGUCGCCACAGCCCAGCGGAGAGCGGGGAGCAGGGUGACCCCCUCACGGACACGCCUCCACCCAGGGACACCAGCUGGCCCUCUGAACUGAUCGCCCUCAACCAGAGUGGGGAAGAGUUUGUUUGCCCUUUGACCCCGGAGGCCACUCCCAUUCCCGCCAAUAACAACACCCUCAGCUGGGACAUCUCGGCAGAGCUCCACCAGCUCUCCCUGACGCCCCCGCCGACACCCCCCCUCGGCCCGGCAGACCACCAGGGGGCUGGGUGGGGCUCAGGCCUGGGCCGUGCCGUGGGCUGGUUCCGACAGAUGGGGUCUGAGAAGGGGUCGGCCCCCAGGCAGUCAGACAUGGGGGGUGGGCCCCCGGACAUGGGACCAGAGGAUAUGAAUGAAUAAGUAAUGUGUGAAUAAAUAAAGUUCUUAUGCUGGUCCAAA